Messenger RNA from Eremothecium gossypii ATCC 10895, 480 nucleotides. RefSeq names its product Cto1p (gene CTO1). The transcript has a single exon. The record is from RefSeq and is marked provisional. Lineage: Eukaryota; Fungi; Ascomycota; Saccharomycetes; Saccharomycetales; Saccharomycetaceae.
CUGGCGCGACCGGGUUUCUACGCGGCCUGCGCGCUGUUCGCGGCUACGCACGUGCUGUCGCUCGGCUGGAGCCGCGAGUACAUCGCGCGCGUCAGCCGCGUGCCGCCCGCGCAGAUCCGCUGCAACGCGCUGGAGCGCGCGGGCGCGCGGUAUACCGGGCGCUUCACGCGCGGUGUGGUGACGGGCUACGACAAGUACGUAAUACUGGGCCACCUCGUCGCGGCCGUGGGCGGCGCAGACGUCUGGUACGUGGGCGACAGCGAGAGCGAUCUGCCCUGCGUGCUGCGCCCCGACGUCACGGGCGUGUUGAUCUACACCAGCGACGCGCAGCUGCAACGCCUGGCCGCGCUGCUGGGAGCACGUGCACCGAGCGGCGCCUGGCGUCACGUGCAGCUGCUCCACGGCGUCUGGUGCGUCAGGGACUGGGGGGCUUUGGCCGCGCUGGUGCAGCAAAGCGACCGUUCCACCACGACCGUUUAA